AUUCCCAAACCAAAAGUAACUGCAACUCUCACUUCUCUGCUUUAUCACUCACACACUCACUCACUCACAAUCAAAGAGAAAGUAGAAACCGUAUUCUUUCUUAACAAAGCCUCAACUAAACACUACUCUCUAUUUUCCCACUUUCCAUUAAUGGAGCUUAGUAAAGUAACAUUAGAAAUAUUCACAAAACUCGAACAACAAUGGCUCUCACUCUCACCCUGCAAAACCACUUCCAAAACUCGCAUACUCAGCAUUGACGGCGGAGGAACCACCGCCAUUGUCUCCGGUGCUGCCUUAAUCCACCUUGAGGACCAGAUCCGCUCACAAACCAACAAUCCUCACGCUCAAAUCACCGAUUACUUCGACAUCAUAACCGGAACUGGCAUUGGCGCAAUACUCGCCGCGAUGAUCACCGCCGAUGACGGUUUCGGCAGACCUCUGUACACAGCCAGAGAUGCUGUCAACUUCAUCACCGAAAGGAAUCACGAAUUUUAUAAGGCGAAAACCGUCGGAGUUUUUCGCCGGCGUCGGAGAUUCUCAUCCACGAGCAUUGAGAAUUUGUUGAAGCGAGUUUUUCAAAGAAAAGAAAACAAAGGAAAAUCGUUGACGUUAAAGGACACGUGUAAGCCUCUGCUUAUUCCUUGCUUCGAUCUAAAAAGCUCUGCGCCGUUCGUUUUCUCACGAGCCGACGCGUCCGAGUCCCCGAGUUUCAACUUCGAGCUAUGGAAAGUCUGUCGCGCCACGUCAUCAACUCCAAGCUUAUUCAAACCGUUUCAAUUCUCCUCCGUCGACGGAAAAACCUCUUGCUCAGCCGUAGACGGUGGUCUUGUGAUGAACAAUCCAGCCGCUGCAGCCGUCACGCAUGUUCUCCAUAACAAACGCGAUUUCCCGGCGGUGAACAGCGUCGAGGAUCUGAUGGUUCUGUCCAUCGGAAACGGAGCUCCGGCGAAUAGAGUUCGUGAUGUUCGUGAAUGUUCGACGUCGACGGUUGUUGACAUUGCUCUCGACGGCGUAUCGGAAACCGUUGAUCAGAUGUUAGGAAACGCUUUCAGUUGGAACCGUACUGACUACGCCAGAAUUCAGGCGUUUGGUUUAGGAGAAAAGGGAAGUUGGGAAGAAACGGAAGUGUUGAAUGAGAGAGUGUUGGAGUCGUUACCGUUUGGUGGGAAACGGUUACUACAAGAAAGUAACGGUAACAGAAUUGAGAGGUUUGUGCAACGUCUUGUUGCUACUGGAAAGUCUAGUUUACCACCUAGUCCUUGUAAGGUUACGCCGUUAGUUUCUUGCUAACGGAAGGGUCCUUUUUUGACGCUGUAACUUUUAUUAAUUGAGGUUAACUUUGUAUGAAUUAAGAUCAAUGUUAUUUAUGUUUUUUUAUUUAA
Trifolium pratense (red clover) is the source of this 1382-nucleotide messenger RNA. Its product is annotated as probable inactive patatin-like protein 9. The transcript has 2 exons. The coding region runs from base 151 to 1290 and encodes 379 amino acids. The record is from RefSeq and is a predicted model, not a curated record. NCBI's taxonomy places the organism in Eukaryota, Viridiplantae, Streptophyta, Magnoliopsida, Fabales, Fabaceae. Gene Ontology annotation, biological process: lipid metabolic process.